UUCGAGGCUGCCGGGCUGCAAAUUAAAGUGGAUACAUGCGGCUAGUACAUAGGUACCUACGGUGGGAAGGUGUCCACGACUCCACGGUGGCUGAAGGUUUAAGCUUUGGACCGGUACGUACCUGUCUAAGAGGGCGGACAAGGUGGGGGUUGGCGGGGUUAGUGACUAAAACUGCUAACCUUGAAAAAUCAUGAAUGAAUGAUUCUCAUGAUAUUUAUUAUUCUCAAACCCAGUACAGCUCAUGUUUAAUGAAGGCACUUGAGUGUAAUGAAGAGCUAAAAUUAGAUUGAGGAUUUCCCUUAUAUCUACUACAGUCCCAAGUCCUCAUAACAGACCAAGGCACCACGGUUAUUUACCUAAUAUACAUUUAGUCUAAUAGACAUAUAAUUCCACGUAGCAAGAUCCAUUUCUGGUUGAAGCUGAACCUGUCAUAAACAACACUUGACCACUAUGAAUCGAUAGUUAGAUUGACGAUAAGCUAACAAAUAUGGGCCCUGGCUGCUUCAUCCCCAUGUGCUGGUGGCCCCUCUCAUAUCUCAGCUGGAUUGCCGUCUCACUAGGUAGGUACUAUCUAGGUAUCUGCCAGGUCCUACCUACCUACAUACAUGUAGGCCGUAGGUACCUCCUCUCUUAAACCGUCUCAAACUCUCUUAAACUCUCUCAAACCGAAAACCCGGAGAAAACGAAAGUACCUAGUAGUCAUGAUGAGAUGAACGGAAUAAAUAUCGACGGAAUAUGCAUCAACUCGCGAAUUUGAGAGAGAACGGGGGUUCAGAAAGUGGUGAGACCAAGCUGAAGAUCUCGAAGCCUCUAGAUCGCUUUCCAAUAGAAAUCUUCAGCUUCGCUCACUCCCUGGAGCACAUCGACCUCUCAAAUACUGGAUUGUCGACGCUACCCGAUGACUUCGGUCGGUUAAAGAAGCUCAAGAUCGCAUUCUUCUCCAAUUGCAACUUCGCCAUCUUCCCUAAACAACUAGCAUCAUGUCCCGAGCUCGAGAUGGUCGCAUUUCGCAGCAACCAGAUGGUUGACAUCCCGGAGGAUUCUUUGCCGCCGAAGUUACGCUGGCUGAUCCUCACUAACAACCGGAUACGGUCGCUGCCCAAGGGCAUUGGUCGAUGCUCGCGCCUCCAGAAGUGCAUGUUGGCCGGGAACCAGCUCAGUUGCCUGCCGGACGAGAUGGUCGCAUGUAGGAAACUCGGUCUGCUACGACUCUCGGCGAAUUGCUUUGAAGAAUUGCCAGAGUGGCUAUUUGACCUACCGGAACUGGCCUUCUUGUCCUUUGCCGGAAAUCCGUGUUGCUCGUUACCUGCGACGUCGAAGGAUGCCCGUGACACCACACCGUCUAACUUCCUCCCCGACGUUAGCUGGGCUGAUCUCGAUAUCCGCGAUAUUCUUGGCGAAGGCGCAUCGGGAACGAUCUCGAAAGGGUCAUGGAGCGGUAUCGAUCAGGUUGAAGAGGUAGCCAUUAAGUUGUUCAAGGGUGAUGUUACGAGUGACGGAACGCCAACCGAUGAGAUGGAGGCGUGCAUGAAAGCCGGAUCGCACAUGAAUCUCAUAGAUCCCCUGGGGAAGAUUACUGAUCAUCCAACCAAGAAAGGGCUCGUCAUGCAACUUAUCCCAACGUGCUACAACACCUUAGGGCUGCCACCGUCUUUACAGUCAUGCACGAGGGAUUGCUUCUCGCACGAGAUCAAGUUGACCACGCGCCAGGGUCUAAAGAUCCUUCAAGGUGUCGCUAGCGCGGCAAGACAUCUGCACGAACGAGGCGUAGCACACGGCGAUUUGUAUGCGCACAAUAUUCUUUAUAACGAAGAAGGGCACGCAUUUCUAGGCGACUUCGGUGCCGCAUCUAUAUAUGGGAACAUAAAUCACAGGAAGGUCGAGCGACUCGAGGUGCUCGCCUUCGCUCACCUAAUCGAAGAUGUGUGGAGCGUCACGAAACAUAAAUUCGACGAGGAAGAGCUGCGAAUUGCCAUGCUCCUCGCGGCUCUGCGUCGACGAUGCUCGAAUCCUACCAGCGGCCAGCGGCCAGACUUCUGCGAGAUCAACCGGCAGUUGAGCGCGAUGAGCAGUAGUGGCUGCUAUAACGCAGUUGAGGUUGUGCCCGUCAAUGCUACGUUAGACACACAACCAAAGAGAUGACGAGCGCGUUCGGUUGGGUCCUCCACAGUCCGAGAACCACAAUUCGGGCUUUGCAGAUCGGGAUUUCCAUAAUCCAAGGCCUAGGAAUUCCUGGAAAGGUGUGAGAAGCGUGGGAAACAUGGGAAGCGUGAGAAGUGUGGGAAGUGUGAGAAAGAGUCACGGGAGUACAUAUCCAUGUGUUGUCCAGGUCUAAUUUUCGCGGUUACAGUUUUCUCGUGGUACGGUAUGGGGUGGUGCCAGGUGGUUAAUGCCGGAGCAAGUAAUAAAUUCGCAAUUAGCGGCCAGGGACAGGGGGGAAGGAGAGAGAAGUUCAAAAAGUGACGGUCCAAUGAGGAUCGAUAGAGCGGGCAAAUCUUGCUAUAAAUCAUAGAACCUAGACGAUAGAUUAGAACUUGUCACGUCAUCUACCACAUGGCAUUUUAAAGAUCCGAGAUAAUAGAUAUAAGUAACAAAA
Messenger RNA from Annulohypoxylon maeteangense, 2596 nucleotides. Its product is annotated as serine/threonine protein kinase. Gene Ontology annotation, molecular function: ATP binding; protein binding; protein kinase activity. The coding region runs from base 736 to 2142 and encodes 468 amino acids. Gene Ontology annotation, biological process: protein phosphorylation. The transcript has a single exon. Lineage: Eukaryota; Fungi; Ascomycota; Sordariomycetes; Xylariales; Hypoxylaceae. The record is from RefSeq and is a predicted model, not a curated record.